Molecule: messenger RNA, 1035 nt
Organism: Lichtheimia ornata
Lineage: Eukaryota; Fungi; Mucoromycota; Mucoromycetes; Mucorales; Lichtheimiaceae
Exons: 4
Coding region: 1-1035 (344 amino acids)
Biological process (GO): 3'-UTR-mediated mRNA stabilization
Cellular component (GO): nucleus; cytoplasm
Molecular function (GO): mRNA 3'-UTR AU-rich region binding
Source: RefSeq, a predicted model, not a curated record
AUGUCGCAACUCUCGAACACUGAUCAACAUGCCGACCCUGCCAUUGACAACCAGGCUGAGGAUCAACUCACUUUGCGUGCUCUUGUUACAACCAAAGAAGCCGGUGUUGUUAUUGGAAAAGCCGGCAAGAACGUGGCGGAACUAAGAGAUACCACCGGUGUCAAGGCCGGAGUGUCCAAGGUCGUCCAAGGUGUCCAUGACCGAGUCUUGACCGUCAGUGGUUCAUUGGAAGGUGUUGCCAAGGCUUAUUCAUUGAUUGCUCAAACCUUGUUGGACAACCCCAUUUCGCCUGCUACACCACCUAUUUCACCUGUGUCCUCCAGUGAUAGCAAUGGUGCCGAUGGCUCAGCAUCCUCCACGACCAUUCGACUUUUGAUUUCGCACAACCUGAUGGGUACAGUGAUUGGUCGUCAGGGAGCAAAGAUCAAGCAUAUCCAGGAUACCUCAGGUGUGCGUAUGAUUGCAUCCAAGACCUUGUUGCCUCAAAGCACUGAGCGUGUGGUGGAAGUACGUGGCACUGUGGAAGGCAUCCAUCUCGCUGUGUUGGAAAUUGGUCAAUGCCUGAUCGACGAUAAGGAACGGGCUUAUGGCACCAUUUUGUACAACCCCACCAAAGUCGAUGAACAACAACGUCGCACAUCCAUCACUCGCACUGGCAAUGGUACCGAUUUCGACAACCAGCAACAGCAACAACAACAACAACCCUCCUCCCGUCGUACAUCUGUUUCUUCCCAAUCGAUGCAAAACAACCCCAACAUGCGUACUCAGCAUAUUUCCAUCCCAAGUGACAUGGUGGGUUGCAUUAUUGGUCGUGGUGGUGCAAAGAUUACUGAGAUUCGUCGCUUGUCUGGAUCCAGAAUCUCUAUUGCAAAGGUGCCUCAUGAUGAGACAGGUGAACGCAUGUUUACUAUUCAAGGAACUCCCGAGUCGAAUGAGCGUGCUUUGUACUUGUUAUACGAACAACUCGAGCAUGAAAAGGAACGUCGCUUAAGAGGUGUGCUUCAAGAAGAGGAUAUCUUGGAAGAAGAAGAAUGA